Messenger RNA from Closterium sp. NIES-67, 700 nucleotides. The record is from the annotation of a GenBank genome assembly. Lineage: Eukaryota; Viridiplantae; Streptophyta; Zygnematophyceae; Desmidiales; Closteriaceae.
UCUAUAAUAACAUGCUCGUUCCGAAGGGGUACAAAGUGGAUGAGGGGAGGAGGAGGGGGAGGAGGAGGAGGAGGAGGAGGAGGAGGAGGAGGAGGAGGAGGAGGAGGAGGAGGAGGAGGAGGAGGAGGAGGAGGAGGAGGAGGAGGAGGAGGAGGAGGGGGAGCAGCAGGGCAGGCCUGCGGCGAGCUUCAAGCCCUCAGAGGUGCUCACCCUUGCAUGGGCUCGCUUUGCUGACAACAGCACCAACGGCACCAGCAGCAUCCUCCGCUGCACCCACAUCAGCCCCCACUGCACCAGCAGCAGCCUCUUCACCAGCAGCAGCCACUGCACCAGCAACAGCCUCUGCACCAGCAGCAGCCUCUGCACCGACAGCAGCCGCUGCAUCAGCAGCAGCCUCUGAACCAUCAGCAGCCGCUGAACCAGCAGCAGCCUCUGAACCAGCAGCAGCCACUGCACCAGCAGCAGCCUCUGCACCAGCAGCAGCCUCUGCAGCAGCAGCAGCCUCUGCACUGACAGCAGCCACUGCACCAGCAGCCGCCUCUGCACCAUCAGCAGCCGCUGAACCAGCAGCAGCCUCUGCACCAGCAGCAGCCACUGGACCAGCAGCAGCCUCCGCACCAGCUACAGGUUCUGCACCAGCAGCAGCCGCUGCCUCUGCACCAGCAGCAGCCUCUAGUGCAGCAGGAGAAGCAGCCUAAGU